Molecule: messenger RNA, 624 nt
Organism: Camelina sativa (false flax)
Lineage: Eukaryota; Viridiplantae; Streptophyta; Magnoliopsida; Brassicales; Brassicaceae
Source: RefSeq, a predicted model, not a curated record
GAAAAAAAAAAAAAAAGUAAACCCUGCGAGAUUGUCUUUGGUUCUUUUGUUGUUGACCUGAAACUUGCGGAGAAGGGAGAAGGUAAGAGAGAUCGAUCGAAUGGGGAUAAUAAAGAGCUGCUUCUCGUUCAUGGUGGGAUCAGCUUUUGGGGUGUACUUGGCUCAGAACUACAACGUUCCUAAUAUCCGGAAGCUCACCAACACUGGUAUCGUUGUCGCCAAACACGUCGAAGAGAACUACCGCAAACCCAAAAAAGACGAUCCCUAAUGAUUUUGAUUUCUUCCUAAGUGAGCUGUUGUAGAGAGAAGAAUGUGGAGGUGGUGUUGGUGUUGGAGCUAAGCAUAGAUUUGAUUUCACUAGGAUCCCAUGGAAGUAGUCCUCAGAGUCUUUACUGGCGUUGCUUUCAUUCUUAUUUUGAUUACUGACACUUAAAAGAGAUUUUACUAAUUUCAUCAUUAAUGUAUAAAGAUGAUAUUAUAAUAACUUCCAUCUCAGCCAACAAAAACAUCUUUGUUACCUUAUUGAUGAUUAAAUGGUCAUUGUAUUACUCCUUCUUCUUUUACUCAAGAGAUUCACUGUUUUUGAAUCUGUUGCUUUCCAGUGGAUCAGAAGCGGAAUUUGCA